AUGUUACUUCGGGGAGAGGCAUAUUAUGAUGCAUGUAUUGAUAAAAAUAAGUUACGUGCAGAAGUUAUGGCCUAUCUUAUUUCAAUGCCAAUUCAACUAAUUUAUCUUCGAAUUGAACAAUAUGAUUGGCUUUUACAUCUUAUCGAAUAUUCAUUCGAUAAACUAAGAAAAAAUGCAUUGACUACUGUUCAACAUGCCGAAUUUUGUCUUACGAGCUGUCAUACUGGUUCAAAUGAACCAAUUCAUACAGGAAAAACUCUAGUAUCCACUCUCAGUAGUUAUAUGCCAAAUUUGCAAACAUUACGCCUUUGGCGAGAUGAUGAUUUUCCUUGGACAUCAAUUCGACCAGAAUAUCCAGCAGGGCAAUUGUAUCAAGUUUUGACUAGACAAUGGAUAAAAUCUUUAGAAACACCUGAAUCAAUCGUUAAACAUGUUGCUGUUUUUGAGCAAAAUCUUUGUGAAUUAGUUGAACAAUUAAAGCAAUUGGUUUAUCUCGAUAUUUAUGGAGAAAUCGAGCGUAAAAAAGUCGAAUCUUAUCGUUCUAUGAUUGAAAAAUGUUUUCCUAAUAGCCGAGUUUACAUGAAUAUAUCAAGACUUCGUCUGUGGUUUUGA
Messenger RNA from Rotaria sp. Silwood1, 612 nucleotides. NCBI's taxonomy places the organism in Eukaryota, Metazoa, Rotifera, Eurotatoria, Philodinida, Philodinidae. The record is from the annotation of a GenBank genome assembly.